GCACGUUCAUGAACAUAUACCAAAUUGUUGAAAUUUGUUGAAACAUUAUCUUCAAUCCAUCAGCUAAUGUUUUAACCUCCAUAUUUUGAAUUAAAAUGUUCGAGAACGUACCCUCUGAUGAAAAAUAUGGACAUGAUAAAGAAGAUAUUAUGGAAGAAUUAGAACAUAAGCCAUUAUUAGUAUCUAUACCUAAAAUAGAACCAUUAUUUCCUAAUAUAUCUAUCUCGAAUGAAGAUACGUCAAAUGUUGAUGAACUGGCAAUUCCAUUUGUUACCCCAUAUAAGGUAAAGGAUCCUAUUAUCUUACUUGAAAGAUGUGACAAGAUAUGGGAGACGUUAAAAAUAGUAAAAAAUAUACAAGAUAGAAAUAAGAGUAAUGUGUUUAAUUCAUUACCAUUAGAAGUAACAGCUGCAAAAUCUACAAAUGUAUUAAAUGAUAACAAGUAUAUUGAAUACCAACCAGUAUUAGGUAAUAACAGUGCUGGAUUACCAAAUUUUAAAUUGUCUGUAAAAAAUAAAAAAAAAUUAUAUCAAUGCGUUACAUGUGGAAAACAAUAUUCCUUAUAUCGAACAAUGAGAUAUCAUUCACAAAAAAUACAUGGUAUUUAUAUACCAACAAAAACUAUGAAAAAUGAUGAAAAAAAAAUGUUAGACAAGGAAAUGAUGAUCAAUGAAAAAAUUAAUUCUCUAUACGAUAAUAUACCCUUAUUAACUUGUACAUUAUGUAAACAAAGUAUAAGAGAUAUGAGAAAACAUUUAGUAGAUUAUCAUAAAAUUGAGUCACCUAACUUCAUGUUGAAAAAAUUAGAUGAAAAACUUACUGUUUCAGAAGGUAAUAAAUUGAAUGUUUUUAAUAAUGAAAAUAAAACUUUGAAUGAAAUUAGUCAAGAGAAACAAAGAAAUUCUUUGUAUUUUCAAAACGUACGCCGACGAAAAUCAAAUAUAUUAAGAAACAAGAAACGUAAGUGUGAAAUUUGUCUUGGCCUGUAUCAAGUAAGUAGUUUCUUUAGACAUAUUCGGGUUCACCGUACUCGUGGAGAAACAAAAGAAAAUUUUCAUUUAUCUACUAAAAAAUACGCUAAUUCCCCCUUACAUCGAAAGUCAAAAAAAAAUUUUAAAAUAGAUGAUAUAUUCUUUCCAAGUACAAAGUAUAAUGCUAAAUAUAAUUCAAAUCUAUCUAAGAAUAAUGAAGGGGAAGAACAGAUUAUGCAAAAUGAGAAUAAGGAUAAGAAGAUGUCAGAUGUAUUUGUUUGUUCUUGUGGAAGAUCAUUUCGUAAUCCUCAUACUUUGUUUACCCAUAAAAAAUAUUGUAUUUUAUCAAAGGAAUUAGAAUUGUUACAAACAGCAGAUAGUGUUGCACAAAGUGAUUCUGAUAGACAUUCUGGAACUGGACUUAGCAUAACAAUAAAGAAAAAGAACAAUUCUUAUGAAAUUAUUGAUAAAGACAAUGGAAAUACAUCUGAGAAUAAUACUCAAAUAGAAUUACAAGAUUAUCCACGUGAAAUUCUAGAGUUAUCCAAGUACAGUGAAAGACACAGCAUUUUGAAGCUUGAAUCUGUUAAUGAAGAUGUUGAUAUCGAUAUUGAAGAUGAUUCAGAAGCUAAUUUUUCUAAUAAUAAUAUUUCCAAUUCUGCAUGUGAAGUAGUAAAUAAUUUUAGUCAAGAAAGAGAAGAAUCAACAAUAAAGGUAGAACAAGAUGAUAAAUCUUAUCAAGAGAAUAGUAACUCUGAGCUUUUGCAAGAAACUGCUCUUUCUAAAAAUGAUAGCAAACAAUCUAAUGACAUUAAAGUUAAUUUUAAAACAAAAUACAAUGUUUGUUUAUGUGGUUAUCAAUUUUAUACUAAAAGAGCUCUUGAAAUUCAUAUUAGCAAACAUCAUGCAGGUUCAAAACUCCUAUGCGGGUACUGUAAAGCUAAUUUUCCUAAUGCUACCGAAUGGAAUAAGCAUUUAUGUUCUGUUACUCAGGGAAAAAAAUUUGUUCCUCUACCAUUGGAAAUAAAUUGUCGUUAUUGUAAUAUUACUUUAAAUGCAUAUAAAAAAUUUGAUGAUCACGUAAAACUUAAACAUUUUGAUCCUAUAUUACCAUUUCAUUGUUUUCAGUGCCAUAAACGAUUUUCAAAUACUACAGCACGAAAAAUGCAUGCUGAUACAGAUCACAAGAUAACUAUUUGUUCUAUUUGUAAUAACAAAUGUUUAAAUUUUAUGAAAUCCAAACAUAAAGCAUAUCAUUAUGGACUUGGAUUUCCUUGUCAUUUUUGUAAAAGAACUUAUACCUGCAAAAUACAUUUACUAAGACAUAACAAAGCAGUUCAUCACAACAUAUUAGAAUCUUCAAUUUAUGAUUUGAAUCAAUUGUCUUUCAUGAAUUCUACAAUUUCUGAUUUAGGCAAUAAUAGUUAA
Eufriesea mexicana is the source of this 2399-nucleotide messenger RNA. RefSeq lists its product as uncharacterized. The coding region runs from base 96 to 2399 and encodes 767 amino acids. Gene Ontology annotation, cellular component: nucleus. Gene Ontology annotation, molecular function: DNA-binding transcription factor activity, RNA polymerase II-specific. Gene Ontology annotation, biological process: regulation of transcription by RNA polymerase II. Lineage: Eukaryota; Metazoa; Arthropoda; Insecta; Hymenoptera; Apidae. The record is from RefSeq and is a predicted model, not a curated record. The transcript is spliced from 5 exons.